AUGCCUACAGCAAAACAGAGCAUAGAGGAGCGAAGACGAGGAGAAGUAGCGCUCAGCGAGUUCGCGGAGUAUGCGGAGAAACAGCAGGCCCACCGCUCCGGCCAAGUGGCACCCAGCGACAGCGGUUAUUCCACCGCCAGUGUCUCGCGCGACUUGGAAGACCAUGCUGAGCUGGACAUUCUCGACCAGCUCGGACUGUCCGACAACCCCCGUACAGCCAAGCUGAAGGAACUGCUGCUUGGCACCGGUGAAGCCAUCGAGGACAGCCUUCAGAUGCUCGCUGGCACCUUGCAGACAAGGAUAGACGAAGGGCAUGGAGAAACCAUCUUUGAUCUUGGAUUGGAGGACGGUGGUGAGUCCAUGGGCUUCGACCUUGCUCAAUGGAACACCGCGCUCCAGCGCCUGCGUGAGGCAGCUGAGACAAUCCCCGCCCAUUGUCGAGUAUUAUUAACAUACAACGUCGGCGGCCCGGAAGAGUCCUCUGUCAAUACUGACCGCGUCUCGGGUGCUUGGGGUAAAGUCCUUGUGCGCCACCACGCUGACAAUAUCGAGGAAAUGGCGGAGCUUCGGAUUGCAGUGGUGGGUAACGUGGAUGCUGGAAAAAGUACUAUGCUGGGAGUUCUGGUCAAAGGGGGUCUCGAUGAUGGCCGUGGUCGGGCACGAGUCAAUCUGUUUCGUCAUAAGCAUGAGAUUGAGAGCGGACGGACUAGCUCUGUCGGCUUGGAAAUCAUGGGCUUCGACAGCCGUGGCGAGAUUGUUGGCAGCACGACGGGCCGCAAAUUAUCGUGGGAGGACAUUGGCAAGCGAUCUGCUAAAGUCAUCUCGUUCUCUGACCUGGCGGGCCACGAGCGGUAUCUUCGCACCACUGUUUUCGGUAUGCUGAGCAGCAGCCCCAACUACUGUCUGCUGAUGGUCGCCGCGAAUAACGGGUUGAUCGGAAUGAGCAAAGAACACCUUGGCAUUGCUUUGGCGCUCAACGUGCCUGUCAUGGUCAUCGUCACGAAAAUUGACAUCUGCCCGCCUCAUAUCCUGCAGGAGACCUUGUCUCAGCUGGCCAAAAUUCUCAAGUCGCCUGGUGCGCACAAAAUACCUAUCUUUGUUAAGGAUAUGGAAGAGACCAUCAACACAGCAACGCAGUUUGUGAGCCAGCGGAUAUGUCCCAUUUUCCAGGUUUCCAACGUCACAGGACAGAAUCUCGACCUGGUCCGAACUUUCCUGAACAUCUUGCCCCAUCGCGGUCAUUACGAUGCCGAGGGGGCCUUCGAAUUCCUCAUCAACGACACAUUCUCUGUUCCUCAUGUGGGAACUGUUGUCUCGGGUGUCGUAAAAUCCGGUGUCAUUCAUGCCGGUGACUCUGUGGUAGUGGGGCCAGACUCUCUCGGUCAGUUCACCACCACUGUUAUCAAGUCCAUUGAGCGCAAGCGUAUCCAGGUGAAUGCUUGCUUCGCUGGCCAGUCCGGAUCAUUCGCACUGAAGCGAGUCCGUCGCAAGGAAGUGCGCAAGGGGAUGGUUGUCCUCAAGAAGUUGGAGGAGCCUCCCAAGGUCUAUCGCGAGUUCGUCGCUGAGGUUCUCAUCCUUUCCCACGCAACCACCAUCAAGCCCAAAUACCAGGCCAUGCUCCACGUCGGGGCUGUCAGUCAAACGUGCUCAGUGAUUGACAUUGACCGACCUUUCAUCCGUACAGGAGACCGAGCGCUCGUUGCGUUCAGGUUCAUACAACGUCCUGAGUUCUUGGCCCCUGGUGACCGUGUGCUAUUCCGGGAAGGCAAGACUAAAGGACUCGGAAUCGUCAAAAGCAUUGGUUAUGACCCGUCCAAACCUUUGAACCCUAAUUCUCAAGAAGGAGCCACUACUCCCAAAUCUACGAAACGUCAUGAUUAA
Molecule: messenger RNA, 1881 nt
Organism: Penicillium brevicompactum
Lineage: Eukaryota; Fungi; Ascomycota; Eurotiomycetes; Eurotiales; Aspergillaceae
Product: putative GTP binding protein (GTPBP1)
Exons: 3
Coding region: 1-1881 (626 amino acids)
Biological process (GO): translational elongation
Molecular function (GO): GTPase activity; translation elongation factor activity; GTP binding
Source: RefSeq, a predicted model, not a curated record